GAAAUUGUGGUGAAACUUUCAUUCGAUUAAAGUUUUGACGAUAAAAUAUACAACAUCGGUUAUCGGAGUUUAUAAACUGUUAUCAUUUUUCUCAAACAAAAACAAACAUUACUGAUGGGAUUUAAUUAAAUCUGUAAAUAUGUUCACACUUUCUAUUAGCUUUUAUGGAUUAACUUGAAGCUCCACAUAAUGUAUAUUUCCCUAAAUAUAUUUCAUCUACUUAUUAUCAUAAUUAUGCAUGUUGGGUUUGACAGUAUUCAAAGUCGUUCAUAUCAGUCAAUGGAUUUUGAACGAAUGUUCACAGGAAGACACAUACUGUCAUCCGACUGGGAGGGCGCUCCAUCAUUUUAUUCACCCGGUGGUAUGACACCAGACAAUGAACCUCGUGCCCCUAUUUAUUUGGAAUUAAUACACAAUCUUACAUCGGUGAAUGGCGCCUCAGGUAUUUGCGGUGUCUGUGCACGCAUAUAUCGUGUUUUGUAUAUGACUCAAUUAAAUGCUGCUGAAGAGUGCCGACGCCAUCACAAUUCAAGACAAGCCGCCUUUGGGGAUAUAACGGAAUUUUACCACACUCUGGUGAAAAGUGGAAGACUGAAUGGGACUAUCGAAUUUCCUUUGGCGGACAAAUUUUUAAGAUUCACCUUCCGAACAACGAUUUUACAUCUAGCCUCUCGGGGAAGUGAACCUGGUUUAAUGAUCGAAGCUGGCUCUGAUACAAAACACGUGUUAUGUGUCCAGUCAAUUAAAUGUCCAGAACCUGUUACGACAACUACUGCACCUACCACAGAGCCUUCAACAACAACAACGUUAACUGCAAUCCUAGCUGGUUCAAAUAAUCUCUCCGUCUUAUCGUUGGCAUCUAAUUCAGUGAGUCAUAGUGUUAUCGGUUCAUCUGGAAAUGGAAACGAUGAAAACAACGAUCGCAGCUCUUCUGCAUUUUGGGACACUUUGCUAUCUGGCACUGAACCUAGGAGCUGGUUUCUCGCUACCAUCUCACUGGCUAGCUUAUGUCUAAUUCUCAUAAUCGUGCUCAUUAUAACAUGGUUGUAUAUAUGUCGCCUCCGUAGGCUGUACAAUCGAAGGCGUUGUCAUGGGACGUGUCGUUUUGGCUGUCGCUGUCCACCAGAAAUUGUUCGGCAGACGGCAGCCGAGGCUGCAGUAUGUGGUCCCUUAAGUCUACAAACACAUCAACCAUUUACAAACGCAAUGUCACCUCAGGGAAAUGGUUCUGUCAGAAGUGGUAGUGGAUUUGGAAACACUUUAUACACUGGUGGGACAUUAAACUCAGGCCGAUGGGGUUCAAAUGGCAACAAAAUUGGCUCUCCAUUGUACGUGGCUAUGGGUUCUGCACCUGACAAAGCUGCUUUAUUGAAUGCUGGAUGCACUACACCUAACUGCAUACUUGAAAUGUCUGGAGGUUUACCAAUAGUUAAUACAAUGGAUGGAUGUAGUGGAUCAUGGAAUCAAACAAGUGGGAAAUUUAGAAAUCCUCGUCUGCGUCCAAAAAGAACGUCACAAGACGCUUUAAGACGAAGCACGAGUGAAGGCUCUAGUGUGUCAGGUGCGACAGGCACAGCAGGAGCCAAUAACAGUGCAACAGGAGUAGACCAGGGUUCUUUUGUUUUCCGUUCAGGACAAGCUGAUGGAACUAUAUCAAAUAUUCUGCCUGCUAUGGUUGUAAGCAAUACAAACGCUGGUCAGCGUGGAAAUGAAUCAACAGGAGCUGUCUAUCUACAGACUGGUCCGAAUGGAUAUAAUUACUCGGAUAGCGGUAGAGGUAGUGGGAUAAGUCCAGGUUAUUCGCAUUCACCUACACAUAUGAACAGUCGAAAGACUAAUGACAGGACAUAUUUCAACAGUAACAGUAAUAGUGGUGGUAGUAGUAAUAAUAAUAACAUUCAGAAUGGCCUGAUUAAUUCCAAAGGUCCAAUUAAUAUGGAUGAAGAAGUUGAAAGCAGAUGUGAUAUGAAUUAUUUAGGCAAUCAAGCAAACAAAAUCCUAUCCAAUUUACAGUCGGAUCAUUGUACAGAUUUCAAUAAUUUCAAUUCAGAAUCCCACAAUAUACCACUACUUCAUUUGAAUCGUGGUUCUGAAGCGGAUUUAUUGAAUAUUACUCCUCCAUCGGGAUUUUACGACUUCAAUCAUAACAAUAAUAACAAUGGCACUAAUGGAAUGAUAAAUUCUGAUUCGGGUUAUCUGGCUAAUUCGAAUCUGACAAGUAGUAUGCUUACAGCAUCCCCUCGUCAACAAUCACAUCACAUACAUCAAAAUCGUUUGAUAUCUAGUCCAAAUAGUUUUGGUCGACAAAUAUUCAACCAACUGCCACCAUCAUCAGGAGGUUUACCACCUCAUUCAGCUGGUUUAAUUGGUAAUAAUACUGCUACCUCUUCGCUGUAUCCAAUUCAUGGAAGUCCAACUAGUCAAAAUGAAUGGCAUAAUCCAUCAUCAUUUACAAAAUGUAACUUACAGAAUGGUGAAAUGGUUGGUGGUACAGAUGAAGAAUUCAUCAAUAGUUGUUCAUCUAUUGUACUUCCACCUAAUAAUGUAUCUGAAAUCUCUAAUACAGGAACAGCAACAAGAAUGCGUAAAUAUAUGUCACCUAAUUAUAAUGACAAUAGUAAUGGAGUGAUUAGACCGUUGGUCUCAAGACCACACUUUUCUGAUUCUUUGCAUCCUGCAGUUAAUCAUUAUCAACAUCAUUCUCAUAUUAAUGAAAAUAAUAUGACAACAAUCAAUAAUAGAUCAUUUCAUAAUUCCGAUGAUACUACUCAUCUAAAUGGAACAUUAUCAUCAUCUUCAAAAGUUAAUCAAUUAUGCACUGCUGUAUCAGAGCGUAUGUUGUAAAUUCGAUUCUUUACCCAAGUGUAGUUAAAUGAACUGCAGGAUUUAUAGUAUUUCUAGGAAGUAUUCUUUCUUUAAAUAUUCAUUUCGCUUUAAAAUAAUCUUAGAUGCUUUUGAACACAUCAAAGAAAGUAGUCAUAUCUUAUUUUAAAAAAAUGAUUAUUAUCACUCUUAAGUUUACCCUUUCUGCAUUUUGUUUCAAUCAUCCAUUAUUGUGCGUUAUAAAUCAUCAGAAUUCUAAAAUAGCCUAUAAUUAUGAUUAGAAUCCUGUUUUCUUUUCCUAUGAUUAUGUAAUAACGAAGUAUUAUUCAUUAUGAUACCAAUGGUUGAGAAAAAUGGGCGAAUUUGUGUGUAUGUGAUGGACUCUUCCCUGCUUACAUUUUAAAACGCGUUCACAUCAUUUCUUACCUUACUACGUAUACAUAUGUCAUUUAUUUGGAGUGCUGAUUAAAAUAAUUAUCAUUUGUACAGUUAUAUUGUCUAUGAAAUUAUAUUCCCUGAUGUCAAUGGCAUUUCUUGAAAGUGAUUUUCGCUUCAACUAGGGCACAAGUCGCCUAAACAUUUACAUAGACAAGUUUACAUGGGAAUGCAUACUUGAGUACUUCUUUGGUAUCCAUUCUAUGCAUACUUGCAUUUAUGGGAAUGAAAUCUGAUGUUCGAUUUUUUUCUUAUGUCAUAAGGAGGAUUAUGUUUUUAGAAAAUAUUAUUUCAUCAGUAUAAUCAUGUUCAGAUCCGAAUACUGGCAUUAAUAGGGAAAAAUAACUACAAUAUACUGUUCAAUUUAUAUGAUUAUGCAAACACUAUCGUCAAAGUAAUAAUCUAAAUAAAGUAUGCAUGAUGGGUGAUCUUGUUUUUAUCAAAACAACGAUUCAUUUCGUCAUUCAAUUUUCAAUUCCAUCGUCUUCAUUUUGUUUACUAGUUUUGUUGGCUAGCUUAUUCAGGAUUUUGUGUGAAAAGAGACAUUGCUUUUCAUUUAUCUGGUUGUAUGCUAAAUUUGCUGAUCAAAAACCUACUUCUGUUAUGUAUGUUUGUGUGUGGUGCGCACGUGUAUGUGAAUCCAUUCGCUUCAUGAUCGUUCAUCUUAACUUAUAUAACUAUUUUCGAUUUCCCUUUCCUAUGUGUACAUGAGUAAUUUCAUUCAUAAUUGGCUUCAAGUUUUGUCUUGUUCGACGUUCUUGUUGUCAUUAUUCUAAAUGCUGUUGAUCAUGAUUAGGUAUCUGUAAAAAGUAACUUAUGGUUAAACGAUAAACCAAACGACUCCAGUUUAUGAAAUAAAGACUUUUUGAUUAAAUUUCUUAACGUCUUUCAGUAUACACUGACUAGCAUACCAAAGAUGAAAAGAUUUGGAAAGGAACCAUUCCAGCGGUAAUAGUUCGCUGACAAAAAAGAUUUCUCACUAUCGUCGAUUAGAAUAAAACUCAGCUGUACUUACUGGUGACAGAAACAAGAUGCACUUAAGAUCCUUCUCUUCUGCCACAUGACAUUACUGUUUUGGAGAUUUUGUCUGAUGAUAAACCCAGGUAUCAUUCAUUCAGUGUUGACAUAAUGAUUUCAAUACAAGGAGAUGGCUAGUUGAAAGCUUUUACUUCGAUUCAAGUAUAAGUGAAUUAUAAGACAUGCAUAACACUGUUAAUUUUCAUCAAUUUUUCAGAAACCAUCCUGAAACACUCAUCAAACCCUUAAAACUACUGUUUAAAUGGAAACUUAGAAGUGGAUCAACAAAGAAAAAUGAAAUGACGCCAAGAAUUGUUCAAUAGGUUCAUUGUUCAUUCACAACAGCUUUUCACAUUGCAUUCUAGAGGUUUUAUAGUAUAGCCAGUGAAUUCUCAGGAUUUAUGCACAGAUGAUGGAGGUAUUAUGAAAGGACAGUAUUUGAAUAAAUAAAACCAAUUGUAAUAUAAGAUACUAGAUGACUUUUGAAAAAUCUAAAUCAAGUGAAGACUUGAAUCGAAAAACGCGGUACACAGUUUAGUUGGAGUACAUACAUUCUCAUCAUAUAAAUAUUUGAAGAAACUAGCCAAGUAUACGAGACUCAAGUCAUAUUCCAAUUAUUUUAGACAACAUAUGAGAAAGUUUUAACCUUGUUUCAUUCACAGAUAAUAAGUUUCAUUCAUCAUUUUGUUUGACUAUAUCUAUCGAUUUUUUAUUGACCAAUGAAAUGUCAAACUUUAUUUCAAUUUAUUAUCAAUAUAUAACUCAAUAACCAUAAGUAAAUUAUUGUAGUAAGCCAAGAAUUACACUUCCUCUUUAGGGAUAAAACACAAACUGAUUACUGAAAUCUCGGUAAAUAAAGUCAAAUUUGAAAGUCCAUUGGGUUACAGCUGCACGAAUUUUUCGAAUUUAUCCUUGAUCAUACUUGUAAUCAGUCAAACGUUAGUUAAUUUAUUUCUUGAAUUUUGUCUAGCUUUUGAUGAACUCUACACUUGGAUCAUCGGCGUAACACAUGGGUGGUUUAUGAAAGAGACAGUUUGAUUUUCAUAAUAAUAUUAUACCUUGGGCAUGAAUAUAAAUUAAGUAGGGCUAAAAACUCGUCGUUAGCAGUCGACGGUGAACGCACUGUAUCAUGAAUAGGCAUAUGUAGGGUAAUAUCAAAUACCGGAUUUCAAAAUCAUUGCUGAACGGUAAGGCAUCAGCCAAAAAACCUAAUGAUCAUGCAUCUUGGGUGUGUACCGUCGCAGACUUAAAAUAUGACGAAGAAUCUGUCCAGCACUUUCAGUUUUUCAAUGAUUAUUUGUCCAGUGCCAAUCAACAUUGGAAUUAUAUAUCUUUCAAGUUCCGAUGAAGUUUGGCUGUAAGCGAAAUCCAAAGCCAAACUACCGCAGGUUUAUAAAUUUUAAACCCACACUGUUCUCGUCAGUAAUAUAGCUGAACUGAAAAGUGACAAAAAGAAAACCACAGGCAAAUGGACACGUAACCUCCCUAGUUUAAUAACUUCACCCGUCACUAGCCGGUCCCAAAACCGGAUAAAGAGGGAAGGUUGGGCAUACGGUUAACAACCCUAACCCCGAAAACAAAUCCAACCACUUAAGAAACUCCAAAGC
Heterobilharzia americana is the source of this 5882-nucleotide messenger RNA. The record is from the annotation of a GenBank genome assembly. NCBI's taxonomy places the organism in Eukaryota, Metazoa, Platyhelminthes, Trematoda, Strigeidida, Schistosomatidae.